Molecule: messenger RNA, 1974 nt
Organism: Gracilinanus agilis (Agile Gracile Mouse Opossum)
Lineage: Eukaryota; Metazoa; Chordata; Mammalia; Didelphimorphia; Didelphidae
Gene: PIGV
Product: phosphatidylinositol glycan anchor biosynthesis class V
Exons: 3
Coding region: 19-1521 (500 amino acids)
Biological process (GO): GPI anchor biosynthetic process
Cellular component (GO): mannosyltransferase complex; endoplasmic reticulum membrane
Molecular function (GO): GPI mannosyltransferase activity; alpha-1,6-mannosyltransferase activity
Source: RefSeq, a predicted model, not a curated record
GCCCUGAAUGCUCUGAGGAUGCAGCUUGGGGAACCGUCCUGGAGAGAGGUGUUGAGGUUUGCUGUGUUCUGCCGCUCCCUGACUUUGGUCCUCCAGGCUCUGUUCAACGCCCUCAUCCCGGAUCAUGCCGCAGAUGCCUUCUCUCCACCCCGGCUGGAGCCUGCCGGCCUGGGGGACCAGCUGGUGGAAUGGCUCCUCGGGGGCUUGUCCCGCUGGGACGCAGAGCACUUCCUUUUCAUUGCGGAGCAUGGCUAUAUCUAUGAGCACAACUUUGCCUUCUUCCCGGGCUUCCCCCUGGCCCUGCGCGUGGGGGCCGAGCUGGCACUGUGGCCGCUGCGGGGCCUGCUCACCCUCCGGAGUCGCCUGUUGUUGACGGCCGCCCUUCUCAACGGCCUGUGCUCGGUGCUGGCAGCCUUGGCCCUCUAUGAGCUGGGCUGUGUAGUGCUGGGCUGCCGCCGCCUGGCCCACCUCUCAGCCCUGCUCUUCUGCCUCAGCCCCGCCAACGUCUUCCUGGCAUCUAGCUACUCCGAGAGCCUCUUUGCUUUCCUGGCCUUUAGUGCCAUGAGCCAGCUGGAGAGGGGCCGAGGCAGCCGCAGCACGCUCCUCUUUGCCCUGGCCACGGCUGUGCGCUCCAAUGGGCUCAUCAACACCGGCUUCCUCGUCCAUGCCCAGUGCCGAGCCCUCAUCUCGGCUCCGUGUCCCCGGCAGGCCCUUCCUCGGGCCCUGUGGAAGCCGCUGCGGCUGGCGGCCUUGCUGCUGCUGAGAGCCCUUGGGGUCGGUCUGCCCUUCGCCCUGUUCCAGUACUAUGCCUAUGGCCAGUUCUGCCAGCCCCCCUCGGCCCGCCUCAUCCCCGAGCCCCUCAUCCAGCUGGCCGAGGACAAGGGCUACCGGAUCCCAGCGGGCGGCCAGCCCAGCUGGUGCACCUGGCGCCUGCCCCUUAUAUACAGCUAUGUCCAGGAUGUCUACUGGAACGUGGGCUUCUUAAGGUACUUUGAGCUGCGCCAGGUGCCCAACUUUCUCCUGGCAGGGCCCGUGGCUGUGCUCGGGGCCUGGGCGGCCUGGACCUAUGUGACUGCCAACCUCCAGCACUGCCUCACCCUUGGGCUCCUGUGGAGCAAGGGCAGGGCGGAUGAGAAGGCUAGAAAGCCUCCCUCUGGAUUCCACAGCCCCCGGGUGUUUGUCUAUGUGGCGCACUGCACUGCCCUGCUGCUCUUCGGAGCCCUGUGUAUGCACGUGCAGGUUCUCACCAGGUUCUUGGGCUCCUCCACUCCUGUCGUCUACUGGUUUCCAGCUCACCUGCUUCAAGACUGGGAGCCCCUGUUGUGGCCUCGAGAGACUAUGCCUGAGAAGGUGCCUGUAGUGUGCUCCCUGCUGGGACAAGAGACCCUAAAGAAUCCAGUUUGGGGACUUCUCUGCAAUUGGAGAGCUUGCUCGGGAGUCACACGGGCCAUUCUGAGCUAUUUCCUCUCCUACUGGCUCUUGGGACUGCUCCUGCACUGCAAUUUCCUGCCUUGGACAUGACCCAGAGCCCCAGAGGACAGCCAAGCUAUGCUACAGACUUUCCCAAGGGGCCAGGAACUAGUCAAUUGAGUUGUGAGACUACUUGAAAUAGAAGUCCUCAUCCACAAUGCUUUCAAAUGAGUUGGUUGAGAUGUCAAAGAAAAUGUUGGCCAUUGGAGAUUCUCUUUCUGCUCUGGGUACAAAUGGGAGAGUUACUUAGGCCAAAGUUUUCUUUCAUAUCCAAACUGAACCUGGAAAUCUUUCUGGUCAACUCAGUCAUUAAACAUCCCAGCUGCCCGCCGUAAGUGACUUGCAUCACAGAAUCUCAGAAUUGACAAGGAACUCAGGGGCUUGCAGCAGGCCUACUCACGCCCAAGUUCCCUUCCUCACUACUAUCUGUUCUCCACUUAAAGAUUUCUAUUGACUUGCUUGCCAGCACCCGCUUCCUAGUCAUCCCAGACCUUAUAAAGGCCU